Molecule: messenger RNA, 757 nt
Organism: Syzygium oleosum
Lineage: Eukaryota; Viridiplantae; Streptophyta; Magnoliopsida; Myrtales; Myrtaceae
Product: probable transcription repressor OFP9
Exons: 1
Coding region: 208-669 (153 amino acids)
Biological process (GO): negative regulation of DNA-templated transcription
Source: RefSeq, a predicted model, not a curated record
UCCCCAUUAACAAUCCACAUCCCCUCCAAUCCCCUCGAAAAGCUUUUCUUCUCCCAACCACAGCUUCAACUCCUUUUGAAGGACAUGUACCACAAGAUACCAACUCGAGACACAAUGAUUCCCAAUGAGACCCACUUGCUAAUUUUGCUCAUAAAUGGUUUGCUUCUGCAAGAACUCGCUCAGAAAGUUUUUCCUUCAUGACUGAGAAUGAGGUGCUCAAGGCCAUCCAUGAAGCAGAGGCUUAAGAGUAGAGGGUGUGAGUACCUGUGUUGCAGUUGCAAGCUCAGUGUUUCCUCAUCGGGGGAGGCUGAUGAGAGCGAUGAUUCGGACCGGAUCGGUACAAUCUCGAGCGUGGCACAUGCCAUGGUUCAAGAGCGACUCGACCAGAUGAUAAGCGAGAGGCAAGAGGCGAGGCGUGCAGAGCAAAGGAGGCGAAGAACGGGAAGGACUGAAUUCAUUUUAAUAGUCGCCGUAGAGAUGGAAUCUUAUGAUCCUAUGCAAGAUUUCAGAGACUCCAUGGUGAAGAUGAUAACAUCAACUGGAAUCGUAGACACGAAAGGUCUUCGGCGACUAUUGGAUUGGUACCUCUCUGUGAAUUGUGAGGAGAGCAGGAGUAUGAUAUUGGAGGCAUUUCAUGAGGUUUGCUUUAACUUGUUUAUUAGGAAGUAAAUGAAAUUGAUGGACUUGUGGAUUGUCCAAAGUGUAGGCUCAUGCCAACAAGCCUACAUUUAAAUCAUAUUUGCAUGUUGAAAUCUUU